This is a messenger RNA of Mustela lutreola (European mink), 3216 nucleotides long. It is a transcript of the gene ZDHHC22, whose product is annotated as zinc finger DHHC-type palmitoyltransferase 22. The record is from RefSeq and is a predicted model, not a curated record. The transcript is spliced from 3 exons. Bases 450 to 1241 code for a protein of 263 amino acids. Lineage: Eukaryota; Metazoa; Chordata; Mammalia; Carnivora; Mustelidae. Gene Ontology annotation, molecular function: palmitoyltransferase activity. Gene Ontology annotation, biological process: protein palmitoylation. Gene Ontology annotation, cellular component: Golgi apparatus.
GUCAGCCACAGCAGGGAGGGAGGGAGCAGAGAAUGGCUAGGACAUCCACAUCAGCGCUGAAUCCAGAUUCCCCAGUUGGAAUCGGCGGCUGAAGUCAGGCAGGGCGCCCCAGCCGGCUCCAGGGAAAAGGGGGGGCAAGUCCACGAUGCUGAGAGGGGUGGCCAGAGCGCCGCCCCCAGGAGGGGAGGGAGGGGUGGCGGGGUUGAGGGGUGCCCAGCUGCCAUCCCCGCCGCCUCCUGGCCCCCACUCGCUGGCUCCCAAGUGGGAGGAAGGCAGCUGCCCGCUCCCUCCUCCCCACAGCCCCGCUACCUGCCCAGUCCCCCGAAGCGAAGCGUGAGGAGGCUGUGAGCCAGCGGGGCCGAGCCCACAACUUUGCAGCCUCGGGGAGGGCGAGAGCCGGCGUCCAGGGCUCCUCUUGUCCGCGACCCGAGCUCGGAAUGUAAUCGAGGAUGCUGGCCCUGAGGCUCCUCAACGUGGUGGCCCCCGCCUACUUCCUGUGCAUCUCCCUGGUGACCUUCGCGCUGCAGCUCUUCCUUUUCCUGCCCAGCAUGCGCCAGGACCCCGCCACCGCCAGGCUCUUCCCUCCCGCGCUGCUCCACGGGGCUCUCUUCCUGUUCCUCUCCACCAAUGCCCUGGGCAAUUACGUCCUGGUCAUCCAGAACUCCCCCGACGACCUGGAUGCCUGCCAGGGCCCCUCGGCCAGGAGGGCCCUGUGCCCCCCGCCCAGCACCCACUUCUGCCGAGUGUGCGCCAGAGUCACCCUGAGGCACGACCAUCACUGUUUCUUCACGGGCAACUGCAUCGGCAGCAGAAACAUGCGCAACUUCGUCCUCUUCUGCCUCUACACCUCCCUUGCCUGCCUCUACUCCAUGGUGGCUGGCGUGGCCUACAUCUCCGCGGCCCUUUCCACCUCCUUCGCCCACCCCCUGGCCUUCCUCACUCUCCUUCCCACCUCCAUCAGCCAGUUCUUCUCCGGAGCUGUCCUCGGUUCUGAAAUGUUCGUCAUCCUCAUGCUCUACCUCUGGUUUGCCAUCGGCCUGGCCUGCGCAGGCUUCUGCUGCCAUCAGCUGCUGUUGAUCCUCCGGGGGCAGACCCGUCACCAGGUGCGGAAGGGGGUGGCAGUGAGGGCCCGGCCCUGGCGCAAGAACUUACAGGAGGUCUUCGGGAAGAGGUGGCUGCUGGGCCUGCUGAUCCCCAUGUUCAAUGUUGGAGGUGAGAGCUCCAAGCAGCGGGACAAGUAGCAGGCAUUCCCAUCAUUUCUCUGUGUGUGUCUUGACUCUCCCCGAACAUAAGACCAUGACACUCUUGUCUCUACCCAUGACCCAAUACAACCUUGAGCUGGCAAGAUCCUAGCAUCCACCCCUGGUCUGUGACCUACAGAGACCUGUGUUGCCUAACAGAUCGUGGCAAGAAGGAAAAAUGGUCACUCCUAGGAGCCAGCCAACUGUUAGGAGGCCUCUGCUUUUGUUUCUUCCCGUUGGAGCCCCUGCCCUCCCGCUCUGCCUUGUUCAUCCACUCUCUCAUGUCUCAUGUCAUCACUGCUAUCAGCUAGAACUUUCCCUCUCAGAUCCAUGUUGGGAGUGGAGAAUGGAUUCUUGCUGUUGGUAUGAUUCUCCCCAGGAUCCAGAGGCUGGCAAAAAUGUUUAAAAUUACCAUGUGUAAGAGGUAGCCAAGUUGGCUCUGCCAACUGCUUGUGAGGUUGGGAAAGGAGGGGUAUGUUAUCCUCUCUAUGGAAUUGUAAGCAGUGGAAGGGAAACUCAGUAGCUUACUGUCCUAUCCCCAAACUGCAAGGCCCUUUCUCUGGGAGGCAGCAGCUAAUGACCAGGGAUUUCCAGGUGCUGUCCCCUGUCCAGCCUGCCCCAGCUGGCCACCCCAAUCCAGUCUGGGACCUGCCUGGAUGCUUCCUUUCCCUGGCACUCUUCCAGGUUUUCCCACCUUGAUCUCCAGCCUCUGGGUCUUUGCUAGGUACUGGGGAGGCAAGGAAGAAGGAGGAAGGAAAGGAGAAAUAUUGACAAAUGAGAGAAGCAUGUGACUGCAUAACCAUACAGAAGGGGGCGUGUAUGUAUGUGCAUGUGGUGGGGGAGAGAUGGUGAGGAGGUUUGUUGUGAAAUAGAGAAUGCUUAGGGGAGUGGAGGAGAGAGGUCACACACAGGUUGGGCACUGGGAUAUUUGUGGAAUGAGAAUGAGGGGACCAAGUGGGUUCAUUUCUGAAGGAUGUUCUAGCAGCUAAAGCUGUUCAGUGUUUGAACGGCUGCCUGGGAAAGUAGAGUGCCCCAUGGAGGUGUUCCAGCAGGGACUGGUCAGUCAUCUGGCAGGCAUGCCAUGGAAAAAAUUUCUGCACAGGGUCCGGAGAGGGAAGAUCCUUUCCCACCCCCAAGAUUCUAGCAUCCUCUUUGUGAUUGCUGGUCCAGAGGCAAGAACUAUAGAGAUGCCUGUGAAUUAUUUUCUUUCAUGAAGCAGGGAGCCGGCAUGGAGGGGUCUGAAAAUCAUAAUGCAAACUUCUAGGACCCUACCCAGCUACCAAGGAGGGAGUCUCUGGAGAGACAAGAUGACCUGGGUAUUAAAGCUAGUUGAGGGAGGUUGGCAUUGAGGAAAGGGAGAUGGAGCAGUGUCAGGGGCAGGUGCGGGCAGUGGUGAGGGAGCUGGAAGGUCAUGCUGUGCUCUGAGAGGUGAGAUGGGGAGAGUUGAAGCUCAGGAAUGGGGGAGACCAGAAUAUAGGGGUGUAGUUGUGAAGCCAGUCCUGCUUAUCUAAUUGGCUCUGGAUGGGGGCACAGCUGUGUGUUCUGGGACCCAGAGGGUCAAAUCUCUGGGACAUAUUUGGAAAUUUGGACAGCACAAGUGCCCCUUCUGACUGAAUCCCAAGGCCAGUCUGCCAUUCAUGCAGACAGCAGGGCUGAAGCCCACACCCUACAGUGUCCACAGCGACCUCAAGCGUUGCCACACAGCACCCUGAGUUCUUGAGCAGAGUUCAGGAGGACUUUACCUUGGUCCUGCCUUCACGCCCUCUAUAGGGCUAAUGUAGAAAUGGCACCCCUGGCUCACACUCCCUUCUGUAUUCAUUCAUUCAUUCAUUCAUUCAUUUAUUCAUUCGUACAUAGAUAUAUUUACUGAGUGCCAACAAUGUGCCAAGUCUCUUCCAGGCACUGGUAUACGAUGAUGAAUAAGACACACUUGUGAUGAGCACUGGGUGUUACAUGUAAGUGAUGAAUCACUGUA